GUGUUUUUGUCUUCAAAUAAAGCACAGUAGUCCUGCUCAGUGUUCACAAUGUUUUUACUCCAUCAAACUAUUGAAUCACUCCAGUUUUGCUCUAAAUGUGAGAGGAGAAAACACAAGCGCGAGCGGCUCUCGGAGACACACCAGCACUGAGUCGAGCGGGUUGAGUCUAUAUGGUUCUCAUGUGUGUUUCAAGAGCGCAGCGCCGCUCAGCAGCUGUUCAUUACUGAACUCAGACAGUGUUUGUGUGUGAGGUUACAGAUCCGAUCAGAGAGAUGGCAGAAACCGCUCCAGCUGUCAAAGCGCCCAAGAAGAAACCUGCAGCUAAACCCAAGAAAACGGGCCCAAGCGUCGGUGAUCUCAUCGUCAAAGCUGUGUCCGCAUCCAAGGAGAGGAGCGGCGUGUCUCUCGCCGCCCUGAAGAAAGCUCUCGCCGCCGGUGGAUACGAUGUGGAGAAGAAGAACUCCCGCGUCAAACUCGCCAUCAAGAGUCUGGUGACUAAAGGGACUCUGAUCCAGACCAAAGGAACCGGCGCCUCCGGCUCAUUCAAGAUCAACAAGAAUCAAGCCGAGAGCAAGAAGAAACCCGUCAAGAAAGCCGCUCCUAAAGUCAAGAAACCCGCUGCUGCCAAGAAGCCCAAGAGUGCCGCGACAAAGAAACCCGCCGCUAAGAAAUCCCCCAAGAAGGUGAAGAAACCCGCAGCCGCUAAGAAAGCACCGAAGAGCCCCAAGAAGGCAAAGAAGUCAGCAGCCCCCAAGAAAACAGCCAAGAGUCCCAAAAAGACCAAAGCUGCCAAACCCAAAACGGCAAAGCCUAAAGCAGCCAAACCUAAAAAGGCAGCACCCAAAAAGAAGUAAACAGACUCAUUACAGAGUUUCUGCCCCAAAACGGCUCUUUUAAGAGCCACACACUGAUUCAUAUAAAAGAGCAAAUCUUUGUUUUUCAUCAAUAUUAUCCUGCAUUGUUGUCCUGAGGAUAGUCCAUCACUUCUCUGUUUAUAUUUAUAUUAUACUAAAAACAGAAGUUUAAAAUUAAGUGUGA
Molecule: messenger RNA, 1038 nt
Organism: Xyrauchen texanus (razorback sucker)
Lineage: Eukaryota; Metazoa; Chordata; Actinopteri; Cypriniformes; Catostomidae
Product: histone H1-like
Exons: 1
Coding region: 273-854 (193 amino acids)
Biological process (GO): nucleosome assembly
Cellular component (GO): nucleosome
Molecular function (GO): DNA binding; structural constituent of chromatin
Source: RefSeq, a predicted model, not a curated record